GCCUCCAGUGCUGGUUCCAACUGGGGCAGCUUUGGGGAGGCACAGGGACACAGAAAACUCACCUUGCCUCCCUCACUCACACUGUGGAGAGGAAUGGUGCUCUGCGGGCCGGAGGGGCAGAAUGCCUCUUCCCACCCUUCUGCUCUCCACGUGGGAGUUGUGAGAGGCCCAAGAACGCCUUUCUCUUCUCCUGGGGCGGGCUGUGCUCGGCGGGAGGCGGACGGAGCUGCUGCAGGAACGUAAUCCGCAAUGCUAGUUCUCAGGUUGCUCAAUGUUGUCGCUCCAGCCUACUUCUUGUGCAUCUCCCUAGUGACCUUCGUCCUCCAGAUCUUUGUCUUCAUCCCCAGCAUGUUCAGAGACCCUUCCACCACCCCACUUUUCUCGCCUGCUCUGCUGCAUGGGGCCCUCUUCCUCUUCCUCUCAGCUAAUGCCCUGGGCAACUACGUCCUUGUGAUCCAGAACUCCCCCGAGGACUUGGGCAAGGACUUUAACUUGGGCAAAGGAGCCGAAGUGGCAGACUGGCUGGAUGGAAGCAGGUCCCCUGGCUCAGCCUUGCCUGGCACUCACUUCUGUAGACUGUGUUCCAGAGUCACCCAGAGGCAUGACCACCACUGUUUCUUCACAGGGAACUGCAUCGGGAGCAGGAACAUGCGAAACUUCAUCAUGUUCUGCCUCUACACCUCCCUGGCUUGCCUUGACUCCCUGGUGGCAGGCAUGGCUUACAUUUCUGCUACACUUUCCAUGUCCUUUGCGGACCCACUGGCCUUCCUCACUCUUCUGCCUCACUCCAUCAGCCAGUUCUUCUCAGGAGCUCUCCUUAGCUCUGAGAUGUUUGUGAUCCUCAUGCUCUACCUCUGGCUUGGGAUUGGACUGGCGUGCGCCGGCUUCUGCUGCCACCAGCUGCUGCUGAUCCUGCGCGGGCAGACGCGGUACCAGGUGCGGAAGGGAGUGCUGGUGAGAGCCCGGCCCUGGAGGGACAACCUGCAAGAAGUCUUUGGCAAGAAGUGGCUGCUUGGACUUCUCAUCCCUGUGCAGAAUGUGGAGAGUAGCUACCGUAGGCAGAAAGAGAAAUAAAAUCCCCGCGCGUGUGUGUGUGUGUGCAUCCCACGCACACAACACCUUCCCUGCUCUCUCCCACUGUCUCCUGGAUCACUACAGAGCUGGGCUACUCCAUCUUUUGGGAUUGCAGUCGCUGUGGGAGGAAAGGAUGGGCUAUCAAACAGAAUAAAUUAAGCAUAUUUACGUGGAAAUCACAAACCAUGUAGAUGAGAUGCUCCAGCUUAGUAGUCACAUCACUGCACCUGCAUAGGUGGCAACAGCCUUUGAACUAGCAGAAAACUUAGUCAGACCCUCCUGUGGCUUCCUGUCAGAAUCCCUCAGUCCCCAGCCCUAUUAGUUACUCUAUAUAGUCUUAAAAAACUGCAUCAGGAGCCUGGGUUGUUGUGGAAGACUGUAAAAAUGGUGUCUAGUCUUAGGGAGGUUUUCGUGGAGUGGCUCUUUGGCACUUAUAUACAUUAGGUAACUUCACAUGAGAGCAUCACUGCAGUAUUGUUUGGACAGUGAUCUCAGGUACAUGGUGCCAUUCUCAAGAUUGUCCUAUUCAGGGCAAAGAGUUGGAUUUCAAUGAUCCUUGUGGGUCCCUUCCAUCUCAAGAUAUGAUUCUUGAUUCACAAUACUGACAAGCCCUUAAUGACAGAACUGCAAUGCAAUCAAGUUGUCCUAGGAACAGGCUAUGAACAUGGUUAAUGCAUCAGAUAAACCUGCUCUCCACAGGCUAGAAAAUAAGGAGAAAAACAAAAAGAAAUGGAGAAUUUCUCAUUCCUGUUAUUGAUCUGUUCCCUAUACAAUGAUAGGUCAAGACUGUAGCUGUGCUGCUUAUUUUUAGCAAUUCUUUGUCCAAUGACAGAGUCUGGGCAAAGCUGCCCUUCUGACAGGGAGCAGCAAGCAGAUAAAUCAUGGUCAGAUGGAGGGACAAGGAGAGGAAACCACAAAGAUGAAUGAAAAUGCGGUGUUUGAGAAGCUGUGUGAUGAGACAGGCUAUGCAUACCUGUGAGCGAGACAGAGGGAAGUGUGGCCACACAGCAAGCACUUGGGAGGGUGCCAGGAGCGUUGCUGCUGUGUCAGAGCCCUGAUGCAUCACCCUCUCACAGGGAACACCUGCACCAUUAGGGCUGUGAAGUGUUCAAAAUUCCAGAAAACAAGGCAGUUUUCCAACCCAUCAGGCCACUUCAUUUUGCACUAAAACAAACAGAAAAAUGCUUUUCUCAGACAUCCCUGCCACACUUUAGUUACAGGCUCUCCAGGGCAAUUCCCUCUCGCGUUGCUGCAGAGGGGUAAAAUUAUCCAUAUUAUAACUCCAUUAAGGGUGUUAAUAGAAUUACUACAGGGAUUAAUCAACUUCAUGUGUCUGCUGCUUUUUAGCCGCAGCAGCAGCCCAUUAGAUCAGUGCUGAGAUCCUGUGCUUACAGAUGUCUUAACAAAGGAUACCACAACAUCUCUACCAGGGUCAGAGCACUGGAUUCCCCAGCAGCUGCAAGAGAGAAGCCUCUGCUUUGGCAAACUGCAUCAGCUUAUGUGGGCUGGGUAGGAAUCCAUUGCUUCUCUUUAAUAGGCUGAAUGGGAGUAUGCUGACAAGCCAUGAAAAAUGUUAUUUCUUCCUCAGAAAGGCUCUUGGUGCGUUCCUGGUAGUGGAAUGCCCCUUGCUUUUAUCCUUGAGUUUCUCACAGGCCAGAAUGGAGUCACUAAUUUCUAUAGGCUUUGUAACCAUCUUUGACUACUUUACACUUGAAUACACGUUUGAAUCAAUAACAAACAAAGUAUAUUGUGAUGAGCAGAAUAACCUUGAAAAUAUACUGGAAAAACCCUUAGCUAGAUAACUAAAACACGGAGGAUAUACAUCCUUCCACACUGUGUGUGUUCGCAUGAACACACAAUUGUUUCUGUGGGUAAUAUGAUGUAUUUUCUCUAACAGUGAAAAAUAAAAGGUAUUCUGAUUUUUUACAUGA
Messenger RNA from Melospiza melodia melodia, 3005 nucleotides. RefSeq names its product zinc finger DHHC-type palmitoyltransferase 22 (gene ZDHHC22). Gene Ontology annotation, biological process: protein palmitoylation. The record is from RefSeq and is a predicted model, not a curated record. Gene Ontology annotation, cellular component: Golgi apparatus. Lineage: Eukaryota; Metazoa; Chordata; Aves; Passeriformes; Passerellidae. Gene Ontology annotation, molecular function: palmitoyltransferase activity. The transcript is spliced from 3 exons. The coding region runs from base 250 to 1074 and encodes 274 amino acids.